Messenger RNA from Exophiala mesophila, 1808 nucleotides. RefSeq lists its product as uncharacterized. The record is from RefSeq and is a predicted model, not a curated record. Lineage: Eukaryota; Fungi; Ascomycota; Eurotiomycetes; Chaetothyriales; Herpotrichiellaceae. Gene Ontology annotation, biological process: steroid biosynthetic process. Bases 206 to 1495 code for a protein of 429 amino acids. The transcript has a single exon. Gene Ontology annotation, molecular function: 3-beta-hydroxy-Delta5-steroid dehydrogenase (NAD+) activity.
GUGGGUUCGUGUAUGGAGACUCCGCAGGCAGUAGUAGGACGAUAGAACUUACUCCCUGCGAUCUUGACUUCCUCAACGACACAUCCUCCACCUUCAAAACGCCCCAUACCAGGAAGUUCAACCGUGCACGACCUCUAACAGGCACCCCUUUCCAUACAGUCAAACAAUAUACACACACCACCCUGACCUUAUCUCGAAAAUUCUAAUGGCACCACCUAAUCGCCCAUCCGUGACCUACGGUACAGUUUUGAUCGUAGGUGGUUGUGGCUUUUUGGGUUCACGACUAGUUGAUCAACUCCUCAACUUCCCAUCCGAAGACGAUGCGACCUACCUAACGAUAGCUUCCGACGGCGAGAUCGAAUCGCCAAAGUCCAAAGCCCAACUCCUUCGAACCACAUUCCCCAGUCUACGCUCCCGAUUUCCUACCACCUCCACCUCCACAAAAGUCCACGCUCUCGACCUCCAUUGUACCCGCAAUCUCUUCCCCAAUUGCACCUACCACGAUGCAGACAUCACCUCCCCAUCUGCGCUCCUGGAAGUCUUUAGAAAAGUGAAGCCAGAUGUUGUGAUCAACACCGCCUCACCCUCGUGGGAGGCUCCCCAUGAAAUCCUCCGCAAGGUCAAUAUCGAGGGCACGCGCACACUACUGGAGGUCGCUGGAGGAAAGCACGGCGACUGGGGAGCCAGGUGCAAAGUGUUUGUCCACACGAGCAGCGCCAGCGUUAUACACGAUGGCGAAUCUGACCUUAUCAAUGCCGACGAAAGUUACCCUUACGUGUGUCCUAACCCAAGAGAGUACUAUUCCGAGACCAAAGUUCACGCCGAGCAAAUUGUCUUGGAAGCCAACGAUAAGCCCGAGUAUGGCCAUAUGUUGACCUGCGCUGUGCGACCCGCAGGAAUCGUUGGUGAAGGUGACCUCGCUGGAUUCACCGGUGGGAUAUUAAAGACAGCCAGUGUCGCUCCUGCAUGGCAGCUCCACGUGCAACUAGGUGCAAACAACAACCUCUUCGACAAUACAUACGUCCACAACGUCGUCUACGGUUUACUAUGUGCGACUCAAGCCCUCCUGGUGACUGUCCAGCGCAGAUUGGAUGGAAAGGCCGUUAUCUUGGAGCAUGAGAAAGUCGAUGGCGAGGCCUUCAACGUGACCAACAAUUCUCCCGCAUACUUCUGGGAUUCCUCGAGGUAUCUCUGGACUCGCUACGGUCGUACCGUCAACAUUGAUAAGGUCUGGCAAGUUCCCACAGAGUUGGCCCAGUUUGUCGGCGCCGCUGCUGAGACCUUCAAUUGGCUCACCGGCCGCCAGGGCAAAUUGAACCGCCAAACUGUCAAGUAUGCUUGCAUCAACCGAUAUUACAGCUGCACAAAACUUCAGCGGCGGACUGGAUACAAGCCCCUUGUUCCCAUCGAUGAGGGAUUCGCUAGGUCGGUUUUAUGGUAUAGAGAGAACGAGGCGAAGGAAGCAAAAUUAGCAUCGGAGAAAAAAGGACAGUAAGAUGGAGAGUGGUAGCUCGUCCCAUUUUGAUUUGGUGGUUGUGUUAGGAAGAUUAUGAGCAAAAGUCAACAGGUAAUCAUCAAGAUGUACACACAUAAGACAGUAAAUUGCUGGCAUGCGGCAUGAUGAUCAAAAUGGGCUCCUCGCGCUCCAUCUUCGGAGGCACUUACGCACAACUAGAGCGACAUUGGAGUUGCUGUCAUUAUUGCAAGAAAUAAUGAAUAAUGGAUAUAGGAUGGCGGUCACGGCAAGACACUGCGCUAAAUAGACAAAUACGACCACAUGCUUACCUGACUAGGAAUGUUCUCGCACA